UCAAUGCUGUCUCUUCAUUUGAUAUGACUUUUCGAUCAUAAACGUUUCUGUUUAAAUAAUACUUCUCUGCUUAAAGGAAACUAAACAUAACAAUGAAGCUAAGCAGAAGAGAGGUUCCCAUCUAUGGCCAAGCAAAGGUUUUUGCGCUGAUUCCCUCUGUACAAGAUGAAGAGGUGUUUGUGGUUCUUGAAGGCUCAACUCUAUUGCAUGUUCUGCAAACUAGAGUUCACGCCAUGCUGUACUUCAUUGUACCAGGUCAUAAUCAAUCAGAGAUGGUGCGUGUCCGAGCGUAUAUUUUCACAGAUGAGACUGUGAUGUGUGUGGGCAUGUCUUAUCUGACAUACGUGGAGGAUGAUGCACAGGAACUGGCUGAAUACCUGGUUACCCAUAGCGACAGCCUUAGCACCAGUGAGCACAGAGAUCUGAUUGGUCGAUAUGGUUUGAGUGACGGCUCAACAACGGCAGAGAUGGAUGAAAAGGUCACACUUGCCCUAGCCAAUCUACACACCCCUCACAACCUGCUCGGACAGUCCACACAAGAAUCUCUUCUGCAUGUGUGUGUGCGUCUGGGGUUUGUGAGUGUCUCUGAGUUUCUCCUCUGUCAGCCUGGUGCCCUGAUGACUAUCCACUCGCCCAAUCAGGAUGGGGACACGCCCCUUCAGCUGGCCCAACAGACCAGUCAGCAUGCUCUGAUAAAACUCUUCAAUCUUCCUCCCAAUCCUCUAGCCACACCUCUAGCAGGCGUGUCACAAGUAUGGGCUGGGAAAUCCCACCUCCUCAGGUUUAGCCACGCCUCUGGGAUGCUUUCUCUGUCCGUGUGUGCGUCUGAGCUCUGUCCUACAACACCAACCAUACAAUCAUCCAUAUGCCUGCUGCGAGAGUGUGCACAGGACUCUGCAUUGAUAAACAAGCUCAAAGGUCUGAGAGUGGAUACAGAAAGAACCGAAAGCAACACUCUGUCUUCAUACUCAGGCGUGGCUCAACAACACCAGUCAGGAUGAAGACGAGGAGCUCUUAUCAUCUGACGACUCCGAUGAGCUCACAACUAAUUCAACAAACAGUUCGCUCACCAUUACAAACAGCAUCAACACCCUGCAGGCUGGUGAGGAUCA
Molecule: messenger RNA, 1112 nt
Organism: Danio aesculapii
Lineage: Eukaryota; Metazoa; Chordata; Actinopteri; Cypriniformes; Danionidae
Product: rho guanine nucleotide exchange factor 28
Exons: 8
Coding region: 93-1001 (302 amino acids)
Biological process (GO): regulation of Rho protein signal transduction
Source: RefSeq, a predicted model, not a curated record